Molecule: messenger RNA, 246 nt
Organism: Staurois parvus
Lineage: Eukaryota; Metazoa; Chordata; Amphibia; Anura; Ranidae
Source: the annotation of a GenBank genome assembly
AUGCCUAAGCACAAUUUUGCAACGUUGACCUGUGUUGGUAAAACUCUGCCUAUCAUCACAACGUCUUCGCACAUCCGGGCGGAUUAUACCGCGUUGAUUUCAGGACAAAUUGGGCUUUCAUUUGGUGGUGAAUGGUCAUGGAUAUCUCCUGAUUUUUUUUUUAUUAAUGUGCGGUGCACUCCCACAGAAAAAAGCCCAGUUUUGUGAGGCCGCAUGUUUAUGUGAUGUCGGCGUCAAAGGGGUUAA